Molecule: messenger RNA, 349 nt
Organism: Dentiscutata heterogama
Lineage: Eukaryota; Fungi; Glomeromycota; Glomeromycetes; Diversisporales; Gigasporaceae
Source: the annotation of a GenBank genome assembly
CUACUCACAACUUAGACUCAAAUACGGGCAAAUUGCUGAUAAAAUAAAUACUCAAAGUAGUAGAGAUACUAUAACUAUGUCUUAUUUACAUAAUGAUGAUAGAUAUAAAGAUUGUGAUAAAUCUGACUAUAAAAGUAUGGUCUUUACUACGAACCUAACUAGUGGUGUCCUAAUUCUCGAUAAUGAACAAUUUACCCGUAUUUUAACAGAGAAUAAAUUUAAUAAUGACAUCAUCAAAAAAUUAUCUUUGGAUGAAAAUCUCUGGAAUCCAAGCAUGGAUUAUUGGAAUGAGAUAAAGAAUAUAGUAAAUCCUAAAGCCAAAAAAGGUAGUUUUUUAUUUAUUGUUUGA